AUGGAGGGAGGAGGAGGAUACGCGUGGGCAGUGUCCGCUGGAUUCAACGCCGCUCUUGCAGCCAUCUUCGCAAAGCUCACCUUUCACAUCUUGAUUAAGUAUGGGCUGGUGGUAUUGUUCAAUGUAACAAUGUGGUGUUGUUAUGUCAACAGCCUUAGAGCCCUUUCAUCUCUUCAAGCUACCGUCACAAAUUUCGCUACCAAUUUCAUCACUUCUGGUUUAGCUGGUUUCUUCUUCUUUCAUGAAUCACUCUCUUUUCAGUGGUUUGCAGGUGCCCUACUCAUAAUAAUUGGUGUAAUAAUACUUAGCAACUCGAGUAUUGAAAAGAAGGUUAGCUUAGAUUAG
Molecule: messenger RNA, 345 nt
Organism: Vicia faba (fava bean)
Lineage: Eukaryota; Viridiplantae; Streptophyta; Magnoliopsida; Fabales; Fabaceae
Source: the annotation of a GenBank genome assembly